This is a messenger RNA of Spodoptera frugiperda (fall armyworm), 4440 nucleotides long. RefSeq names its product organic cation transporter protein. Gene Ontology annotation, molecular function: transmembrane transporter activity. Gene Ontology annotation, biological process: transmembrane transport. The record is from RefSeq and is a predicted model, not a curated record. Gene Ontology annotation, cellular component: membrane. Bases 298 to 2067 code for a protein of 589 amino acids. The transcript has 7 exons. Lineage: Eukaryota; Metazoa; Arthropoda; Insecta; Lepidoptera; Noctuidae.
GCGCUAGGCAGUUGGUCCGCGUCCGCGAGGUGUAGUAUACCCUUGACCGGAUGGGCGCGCUCAGCUCAGUCGCGGCGCGGCUCUGCUCGUAUCCUCGCGUCUCUCUGCCCGCACCACCGUGCACCGCGGCCGAGCUAUAUAGCAGCUCGCCCUCGCUCCCGGCACACUUCACGUCUCGGAGCCAUGCGCCUCCGCCCCUCGGAUGAAGCAUCGGCCGACUUUGUCAAAUAUCAUUAUUUUCCAAAAGUGCGUAUAGUAAUGAAAUAAUUGACACCUGUGCAAGUGAAGUAAAUAAACAUGAAGUCCAGAAACAACUCGUUCGAGCCCCAGCCGGAGCUGCAGGAGCUGCUGCAGAAGCCGCACAGCCUGAAGCUGAUCCCUGACGGCAAACGCGCAACAAUAAUCCCAGCGCAAGGGACGAAUAAGGAGAAAACUCACGCAGUGUCUCCGACCGAGGACGAGGGUCCAGAUGUGGUAGCUGAUGUGAUCGGGAAAUUCGGAAGAUGGCAGCUGCUCAUGACAUUCCUGCUGUCUCUCUUCUCAUUGCCCUGCACAUUCCACAUUUACCUACCAACGUUUACCGCGAAAGCGACGAAAUUUUGGUGUCAAAAGCCAGAGAACUUUUCGAGUUUGCCAUUACAAGAUUGGAUAAACUACAGUCAGCCUGUGGACAGCUGUUCGGUGCGGACAAUCUCUGCAGGAGUGACGGUGGAAAUGAUACUGAAUCAUACUGCGCCACUCAUAGACUCUUUCCAGAAAUGUACAGACUGGAACUAUGACAGGACAGAGGUGGGCAGUACUAUAAUCUCAGAAUGGGAUCUGGUGUGUGACAGAGCACACCUGACCAGCUUAGCUGAGGUCAUGUUCUUGGUUGGCGUCGGAGUCGGUGGAGUCGUCGGCGGUUGGAUAUCGGAUAGAUUCGGCCGCAAACGCAUUUUGAUGAGCAUGAUGGUAGCGCAGAGUUCAUUAGCGAUCCUAUCUCUGUUGGUCCGUUCCUUCGUGCAGUACGUGGUGGUCAGACUUAUCAUGGGAUUCGUUUCUGUCUCCGUGGUCUACGCAGCCUUCGUCCUUUCCGUGGAGCUUGUAGGAGGAAAGUGGGUGACCAUUGCGGGAGUCUGCAACUUCUUCUGGCUGCCUGUCGCGUACCUGAUCGUCACCCUCUUGUCCCUACUCAUGCCCAACUGGAGAGACCUCCAACUGAGCCUGUCUGUUCCCGGAUGUCUUCUACUGGCUUUAUGGUUCGUUCUGCCAGAAUCACCGAGAUGGCUGCUCAGUAUGGGAAAGACUCAGGAAGCGAAAGAAAUAUUGGAGAGGGCUGCUAAAUUUAACAAGCGAGAACUGCCUUCUGAUAUAGACAAACUGUUAAUGUUACACAAAACACAUGAGACUACAGAACUGCCAAGUGUCAUGAUGCUGUUCAGAGGAGUACUGCGAAAGAGGACGAUAUGUCUAUUCCUGUCUUGGUUCUGCAUGACAAUUGCGUACUAUGGCCUAUUACUGAACAUUGGAAAUUUCAACCUUGGUAACCUGCACGUAACGUCUAUAAUCCUGGCAAUCGUAGAAGUUCCAGCUAUAGCAAUAAGUAUCCCAAUUCUCUUGAAGGCUGGAAGACGGGUUCCUAUAUUCAUCAGUAUGUUGGUUUGUGGGCUCGCGUGUGUGGCUAGUGAGCUGCUGUCGAUAGCAUUCGAUGAUGAAUGGAUCAUGAUCGUUUGCCUGAUGAUCGGGAAGUUCGCUAUCGGAUCUACGAACAUGAUGAUGCCGAUAUUCACCGUGGAACUGUACCCGACUGUGGUGAGGAACCUCGGUGUGGGAGCCAGCCAGAUAGCGGCCGGACUAGCACUUAUAUGCAUUCCGUACUUAUGGAGACUGACGAUGAUAAAUGAGCACCUACCGAUGGUGACUAUCGCAGCUCUGGCUGCUAUUGGAGGUGGAAUAGUGCUGCUGCUGUCAGACACCACUCGCCCUGAAACCCAACCACCUCAGCCUGUGAGCGAAAAGAAAGUACCGUAUGACAACAACUCGCCGUGCAACGGAACGUUCACAAUUACCGACGACAGAGGGCACUAGCAGCGCAAUAAAGUGCAACAUUAUAGUUACCAAUGUGCGUAGUUCAAAAACAUUAUGUACAAAGUGAACAGGACAGUGAAUAGUGAGAAUUUUUCGAAUUUAAAUGUAUAGAUUUUAAACUAAUGUCUGACAUAGCAGUUUGAGUUGUUAAAACUGUCGAAGCAAUACAAUUAUGUGUUACUUCUGUGUGUAGUAAUACUAAGUAUAUGUAUAAGUGUACUCAUAAGAAAAUGCAUUAUUAUCAUAAUAGUGAUGUAGAUAUUUAAUUUACGAGAUUAAUUUAAGCAAAGGGUCUAUUCAAAUUAGUGAUUACUCUUAAUAAAUGUAGGGCUCUGAGCAAUAUUUUGUUAGUUGUUAGUUAAUAGGAUUAAUUACUCAAUCACUUCCCUUAUUCAUUUAAUAAAUAGUUACGUGUCACAAUUUUAAAAUAUUACCCAAUAUUGUUACCUUAACUGACUGCCUCGUUGGUAGAGUGGUCGCAAUUACGACUGCCGGGCAAGUCUCGGGUUCGGUUCCCGUGUCGUGCAAAGUAUCACUGGACUAAAAAUCAGUCUGGAAUUGUGCCCGGUAUAAGGCAAUAGCCUUACCUAUUACGUGGAACUUAUAACACAAAUGGUGAAAAGUAGGUGUACAUUGUGCAAUGGCAUUACGUACCCUAAUGCGCACCUCUGCCUACCCCUGCGAGGAUAAAAGGCGUGACGUUGACGACGUUGUUACCUAAAUAUCAAUAAAAAUGUGUUGGAAAUUAAUGAUCAAAAACGUAGUUGGAAUAAUGUCAAUUCGUUCAUUUAAGUGAGUAUGUAGUUAGUUGUUCCAAAUCUCACACCGGAUACCUGACUGGUUGAACGAAAUAGUGUUAACUAAUACAUUUGUUUGUCAAUAAUUUUGUUAAAGAGGCAUUUCACAUUUCUAUGUAAGUAUUGCAUAGCAUUACGAUAUAUUGUAAUAAAAUUUUGUUGAAUCGAUUCGCUUGGCACGUCUUUGCAUAGGCAAGUCUGUGCCUUUAAAGUUUUACAUUUACGAGUUUGUUGAUAUUUACAAAGUCAAAAAUAUCUUUAGGUGAAUAUUUUUUUUGAUUGCGAUAUUGAAUUAUUGUAUACAUAUUUAAAAUCUGAUUAACAUUAAAAUAAUUGCAAAAACGGAGGUCCUCUGUAUAACGGCAUCUGCAAGUCCCCGAAGUGUAACAGGUCUUCAUUACAACAGACUACAAAAACAAAUCUAGAAAUAUACUACUGAGAUAUUCCUAUAAUUAUCUACAUUAUUGUAAUAUUUCUGUUACAUUUUAUCUACCAAAAUUAAUAAAAUUGACAAUAUUACAUCAAACUGAAAACAUAAUGCCGACUGUUGUUUAACAAUAUGCAACCACCGACAGCUAUUACAGUAAUCAUAAUUUAUAUGCAUGUUACGUUAAAAAAAAAUGUUAAAAAGGCAACGGUAAAUUUUCGUAAAGUUACCAAUUUAACGGUAUGACCAUAUUCAUGCAUACUAUUCACAAUGUAAUUGUGUCAUAAUAUUUUAUCGUAAUUUGUAUUUUAAUUGGGCCUCUGUCAGUAAUUUCAAAAUGAUUAAGAUGUUUCAUUGAACUAAACUGUUGUAGUAGUUAAGUGAUUACAAGUACAUACACAUUACCUGUGUCUACAAGAGAUUAGUUUAUUGUUAUUGUCCAUAUAUAAAAAUCUAUUGCAUUGUUAGUUCUUAACAAGACUCAAAAACGACUAGACCGAUUUGACAAAUUGGUCUUGAAUUAUUUAUAGACAGUCCAGGGCAGGUUUAAAAGGGGAGAAAAUGUUGGAGGCGGUACGAAGUUUGCCAGACCAGCUAGUUAUUUUUAUAUAGAUGAGUGAUUGUACAAUUUCUAAAGUAACAGAGAAGUCAAUUACACCUAACUCCUUCUAAAGUGUAUUUAGAUACAUAGGUUCAUCAAUACAUUUUAGAAUGAGUUUCGGUCCUAUGACCGAAGUCUUUAGUAUUUUACAUACCAUAUAUUCAUCCUUCAUCUACCUUACUUAAUCAUAUCGUAUUGUAUUAUACAAAUGCAUCCAAUUUAUUUAAGUUUUAGAUUAAAUAAAUAGGGAAGUAUGUACCUGUAUUUCUUAAAAAUAGUUUAUUAUUUAUUGUCUUAACUUUAAGUUAGAUCGUAGGACUUAGAUGUGAUAGUUUCAUGUUACCUAACAUAAAGUUAUCGUCAGUAGAUUAUAAUAUAGUUUCCCAUUAAUGUUUGGCUCAUGUACUUAUUUGGUAAUCAAUGUAAAACAUUUAAUUACUUAUAUCGUUCUCUAUUACACAUUGAAUCGGUAUGUUUAUGUAAAAAUAAUAAUAAAUUAAAACACCAAACUGUAAGAAUUCGAAAAUAAAUAAAACUAAUAUUUUUAA